UAUAGGAUCCUCGGCCGGUGCUCUAAGUCAUGGUUCAUUUAUCUGCAGUCCGGAUCCAGAGGAGGUAGAAGAUGGCGCUCUUACCGUCCCCGUGGGUAAACUGAUAUCCGACUCCGGAAAUUUAUACUCUCUCCGAUCCGAAUCUUCAUUGGUUCCGAUGAUGAUGGAUGAUGGCCUUGAUGAACUGGAAAGUGACGAGGAACCAUUGCCACAUGAUCGCGUUGCUUUAGAGUUACCAAAGGAGAAUAAACCUAGUGCAAUGCGACCUCAGACCCCAAUAGAAGACACGUUGAAUGAGGAGGCGAUUGUGAAUCAGUGUGAAUCGGAAACAAAUCUUGUAAAUAGUCGAAAAUCCAGUAUGGAUGAGAUUGAUCAAGUUUGUCUGUCUACGAGUCAAACCAUGCUCCGGUUGCGCCGUCAUGCGGAUCGUGUGCUUGAGGCCACUGAGGCGGCAGAGAAACGUCUACGGGAGCGCCUAAACUGGCUUUCAGAUAAGGUUUCUGGCCAGACCAACGAGUAUUCGAAAGCUGAACGUGAGAAACAUUCUACCGAGGUUGCCCCGGAACCCCGCACAAGGUCUACAUGCAAACACAAUGAUAGCAGUUUGCUACCGUGUAAUCCACCGCAUGAUUCUACCAAUAUGCAACCCAGUGUCCGGUCCCCGAUCCCAAAGGAUGAAGCCGUAUUGGAGGGGUUGCCCAAUUCACCUUCAUGGACGUCUGGUUCUGAGGAACCCAUGCUGAGUAUUCCCAAGUCUCGUUCUGUACCGCCCGAUUUACCCCCACUCAUGUUUGGGGUGUCCAGUGGAGAUGAGGAGAACCAGUCUACCAGUUCGAAUCGGGAAAACUCUAAGAGAAGGACUCCGGUGGCCGCUAUUGGUCAGUGUUUUUGUGGUGUUACUCAUCGAACUGCAUCUCCACCGUUCACGGAGCCCACAAUACUUUCUGCAAUGACUACUGUGACACCACUUGCCCAUACACCUGGCCGUAUCCGUGGUAGUAUUGGUGAGCCAGAAUGGGACAGCAAGCGAAGCAGUUUGGUCGAAGAUCCCCAAGAUAUUCUUGCCGAAGAAGAGUCUUAUACUUCGGACACAAAUGACAGCCCUCGUGGUGUAUCGGAUGUUUGUCUCAGACAAUUACCUGUCGCCAGUCCCACGAUGGAACGAUCUCAUACCGGAGGUUCAACUCCGAGCAGCACUGAAAAGUUCUCUCGUCAAUGUGAUAGAUCAUCACUGGAGUCAGAGCCUCCCUCGGCACCCUCUCAAUUCACUAAUAAUCGAGUCUUAUCCGCCCAGCCGAAUCUCAAUGAAACCAGUCUGAUUACAAGCCAACUGAGGUAUAUGCUAUUGAAACACCGUCUGAAAUUGGCACGCGCCAAGGAUGCGUAUUUACUUCGCCGACGAGUGGUGGAACAAUUAGAGAUGCUACUACAUAGAGUGAAUCGCGAACAAAAGAAGACCAUUCAACAACCAGUGCCAGCUGAGUGGGACACAGACACUUCUUCGCUGGUGACGGAUAUAAUCGAUGAGUCGGUUUUGUCUGGUGUUCACAGUCGAAACACUGCUUUUCGGCCACACGGAACUACUACUCUAUUAUCUAUGGGGCGUAAAAUUCCAGCUGAUUUAGAGGUGAAAAAGCCUGUGAAUACCGGUUGUCAUUCCGUGCCGAGGGAAAAUACCGUCACCUAUCCGGACACUCGUGGUCGCUCGUCGACACGUCGUGGAAUUCCCACAAAAGCCUCACUUCCCGAUAGCGCGCUGUUGGAGCAAAGUUCUGUUCAGACAAGAUGUGAGAAGUUAGUGUCUUGUGAUUCUGAAGAAUUUCAGUCUUUGUACAAACUGCGCGAUCGGGCGGAGAAGCAACUAGCGGAAAUGAUAACCGCGAUGAAAGUAAACUUUUGUGCUCAGUCUAAUAGUCGAGAGACUCAGAACAUCAGUCCAGCGAACUCCCCCAUACCAUCUUCACGGGUCGUGGCUUGGGCUGAAGAAUACGGACGUAUGAGUAUGUCUCAUGGACAUCGUUCCCCUUGCCGCGACGUGCGAAAUGAUAGACUCCGCAUGGCUGCAGAGGCUCGAGCUUCUAAUGGUGGUGUAACUUGGUUUCAGCCCUUCAGUCCAGUUCCUGUUCUUAAUGAAGCCUCGUCAAGUAAGCAACCUCUGGUUAAAAUCAUCCGAGAGCCGUCGAAAGCGAAUUAUUCUACUCGCGGAGACACGCAUCCUAUAGACAAACUGAAAUCACUUGCGACUCACGAACUACGGAACACAUCAACGACCAUCUCCGAAAGAGUUAUGGAUGAUUUCAUUCCUGUAACAAGUUCAGUUUGCAAGCCUUCUGAUUCUGUAGUUACCAGAUGUGUUCGCGACACUCUGGUCGUAUGUGAGACUCAGAAUGCCCAUCGGCGGAGUCCAUGCGGAGAUUUGAUGAUUUCCAAGAUUGAAUCCGGAGCGAAUUGUGAACGAGUCAAGAUUCCCGUGUCUGCUGUAAAAGAAAAUAAAAGCAGCUCACCGCCCUUGGAUACGGAGGAAGAACCAACUGAAUCUUUCUUUUCCGGUGCGGUUACCACUCCAAGAGGUAUUGCAUUUGCUUUAUCCACAGUCCCAGAGCAUCAUUCAUCUAGGACGUACCCCGUGAUGACCGACCGGUCAGCUAUAUCCGAAAUUAUUCGGUAUGAAGAGGAGGGACAACCAUUGUGCCACGAUUUACAAACCCUAUUCAAACAGCGCAUGGCACAUUGGAUUUCUCGUUCAAAAGAACGUCAGAAGCGGAUCAAAUUGGCCGCAUUUGAGCGUCGAUACAGUCGAGCCGUGCAGGCGGAACGUGUUCAGCUGUUCCGCGCAUCUCGGGACUUGUGCACUUUGCAGCAAGAUGCGCACGAAACUGCGCGCUCCGCCUUGCGCGAUGCUGUCUCUUGUUGCAGUGCUCAAUCGAGGGAACCUGUUCAGAAGACUACACCGAGAUCACGCCAAUCGUCUAUUUUCAGUGGACUUUGUUCGCCACACGUUCAUCCGAGUCCCAAACCGAUCAGUUCAAGUCAGAAAUGUGUACAACCUCAGUCACGAACGCGUGCUUCUAUCACCCGGGUCCGACCAAUGCUCCCUAGGGACCAACAGCGACGCGCUAUGGAAAACAAACUGUCGCAAUUGCGCACCAAUCGUUUGCGGAUGAAAAUCUACGGUGAGGUGAGCAGUUUAUUCGAUUACACAAUGCAAAGAUUAUAA
Molecule: messenger RNA, 3217 nt
Organism: Echinostoma caproni
Lineage: Eukaryota; Metazoa; Platyhelminthes; Trematoda; Plagiorchiida; Echinostomatidae
Source: the annotation of a GenBank genome assembly